AUGGCAAACGCGUGGUCUCAACUUCCUUCCCUCGUCUUGGAUCCCCGGCACUCUCCCUCUACGCUCCUACUUCUCGACCUGGCCAACUCGGUCUUGGCCAUAGGAACCUCCGUUCUGGGCCUGCCAAUGCGCCUCCUGCACUCGUUUGACUUCUGGACCUCGACCCAAUUCUGGGUCUGGGUCUUUUUGGUAGUGUCGAUCCAUCGCUACCUGAGACUCAUAGUUCACUGCUUCAGUCACUGGCUCUACAAGUCGACGCCCCUUCCGGACAACCCAGUUCACAAGUGCGAGGAUGCCACGGUCGUGAUUCCUACAAUCCACGACAAUCCUGAGGAAUUGAAGCCCUCUCUCGAGAGCAUCCUUGCCUGCAAUCCAGCCUGUCUUAUACUGGUGACGCCCUACAACAAAGUCAAAGCAUUGCAAAAAGUGGCAGAUGGACUGAGUAGCCCGAAUGUCAAGGUCCUCCAAACCUCCAUUGCAAAUAAACGGCUGCAGAUCUGCGAGGCAAUUCCUCUGGCUCGAACCAAAAUCACGAUACUGACGGAUGACGACGUGACUUGGCCUUCCACGAUGCUCCCCCAUCUUCUUGCUCCGUUCGACAAAGAUGCCCAAAUAGGCGGUGUUGGAACUUGCCAGCGGGUGAAGCGCGUGAGGGACGGAUCUUUCAUGACUCGCAUCUGGAACUGGCUUGGUGCCGCUUACAUCGAACGCCGCAACUUUGAGAUUUCCGCCACGCAUAACAUUGACGGAGGUACCUCGUGCAUGUCUGGCAGAACAGCAGCGUAUCGGACGGAAGUCUUGAAUGACCCUUUUUUCAUGGAAGGUUUCAAGACUGAGAAAUGGGGAGACAAGAUCCUCAACACCGACGACGAUAACUUUGUCACGCGCUGGCUUGUAGGCCACCGUUGGAAGACUACCGUCCAGUAUCGACCAGAAUGUGAGCUCGAGACCACUCUCGAGAAUGACCACAAGUUUCUCUAUCAAUGCACUCGUUGGGCCCGCAGCAAUUGGAGAAGCAACUAUACCAGUCUCUUCAGAGAGAGAUAUGUGUGGAAACGACAACCGUGGUGCACAUAUGCGCUUCACAUUGCCACCUUCACUUCUCUUGCCAUUGUUUUCGACCCCCUAAUACUCGUAUCAUGUUGGUGGGCCACAGCCGACUGGGACACGCCACACCGACGAUUCGCAUUCUGGGCUCUGUUCACCUUCAUGUUUGGCUUUACAAAAACCGUCAAGUUGCUUGGCUUGUUUAGACGAAAUCCUGGCGACAUUGUCUUCUGGCCCGUAUCCGUCUUUUUUGGAUACGUGCACUCCCUCAUCAAGCUCUACGCCCUCUUUACUCUUAGCGCGACUACAUGGGGCAGUAGAAGCGAUGGCGACGCCAAUAACGAGUCGCGACUACAAGAAAAGCCCAGGCCAUCGGAGUAUUUGCAAACCCCUGUCGAGCCUGUAUAUCUUGGGUCCAGUGAGUGCCGCCGGAAGGGGCAGCGGCCUCAGAAUGGCAAUCGAGACAACAGGUCGUCGGAAACGCACGGCCGCGCUCUUUGCAAUGCGAAGACGUCUCAUGUUGUUUGA
This is a messenger RNA of Metarhizium album ARSEF 1941, 1575 nucleotides long. Its product is annotated as Glycosyl transferase, family 2. The record is from RefSeq and is a predicted model, not a curated record. NCBI's taxonomy places the organism in Eukaryota, Fungi, Ascomycota, Sordariomycetes, Hypocreales, Clavicipitaceae. Bases 1 to 1575 code for a protein of 524 amino acids. The transcript is spliced from 4 exons.